AUGGCGCCGGUGUUCGACCACUCCGCCAUCCCUGGCACAGUCACCCUAGUAGAUGUGGACCAUGUCAUGGCUGCGCGACACCUGGAUCAUGGACGAGACCGAGACAUUGUGCUUAUCCCCACGCCCUCGAAUGACCCAGACGAUCCCUUGAACUGGAGUCGGCGCCGAAAAUGGCUGUCCACGGUCUGUGUGAGCAUGUACGUGCUGGCGUCGGGCAUCGCCUGUUCGGUCGUGUACUCUGUGCUCGUACCCUUGCAUCAACAGUCCGGAUUACCGGUGAGCACGCUCAAUGAGGGGACGGGGUAUAUGUUUUUGCUAGCGGGGUGGGGGUUGCUCUUCUGGCAGCCGUUUGCGAUGCAAUUCGGCAAACGGUUGACCUAUAUAUUGUCGUUGGCGGGUAUCCUGGCAGUUACAAUGUGGGGACCCUAUGCGCCCACCAAUGGGCAAUGGAUAGCUCGAAACAUCCUGCAGGGAUUCUUCACGGCCCCUGUGGAAGCCCUCCCAGAAAUCACCGUCACAGACGUGUACUUCACCCACGAGCGAGGAACAUACAUGGGUCUCUAUGCAUUCUUUCUUGCAGGUAGCAACUAUUUCGCACCCGUCAUCUGUGGGUUCAUCGCAGAAUACCAGGGCUGGCGAUGGGUGUUCUACUGGCCAAGCGUCUUUGUCGGCAUCAUCAUGAUCUUCCUAUUCUUCUUCAUGGAAGAAACGAACUAUGUGCGACAGGAUGUCGAGGAUACGACGAUCGCCAACGUCCGAGUCGACCAUUCAUCUCCUACAAGCUCGCAGGAUGGUGACCCCGAUCCAGAGAAAGCAGCGCAGACCUCGAAACAGCCUGCUUCUGCACCAGAGUCUGGUACUGUUUAUACCAAGAAGUCAUACUGGAAGAAGCUGUCCCUGCUUGGGCCGAAGCAGAGUCAGAAUACGAUGCUUCGGAGAGUGCGGCAGAUGUUGUAUUACCUCUCAUGGCCCGUCAUCUUCUACGCUGGAUUCUCGUACGGCUCCUACCUUGUCUUCUUUAACAUCCUCAACGGCACCGCAUCCAUCAUUCUAGGCUCGCCACCUUACAAUUUCGGUUCCUCCAUGGUCGGAGUCAGCUACCUAGCCUGCUGUCUAGGCGUCACACUCGGAUCCCUCUUUACCGGCCGCUUCAGCGACUGGCUCACCAUCAGAUUAGCCCGACGCAACAACGGCAUCAUGGAAGCCGAGCACCGUCUAUGGCCAUUCGUCGCAUGUCUAGUCCUGGUCCCCGGCUCUCUGAUCCUCUGGGGCGUCGGCGCUGCACACGAAGUCCAUUGGUUCGGUCUGAUCGUGGCGAUGUGCAUGCUGGCAUUUACCAACACGUGUGGCGUCACACUGAGCGUCAAUUACAUGGUCGAUAGCUACCGCGAACUGAGCGGGGUUGCUAUCGCCAGUGUGAUUCUGGUGCGGAAUACCAUGUCUUUUGCCAUUGGUUAUGGGAUUACGCCGUGGAUCGACAAUUUGGGCUACCAGAACUGCUUUAUUUCUGCUGCUUUAAUCGGCAUGGCCUGUGCGGCUGUCUUCCUGGUGAUGAUUCGAUGGGGCAAGGCAUGUCGUAUUCGGACGCGGGAGAAGUACUGGAAGAUCGUCCAGGAGAACUGGGAGAAGGGAAUGGGGCAUUAG
Messenger RNA from Penicillium lagena, 1644 nucleotides. Its product is annotated as putative MFS transporter. The transcript is spliced from 8 exons. The coding region runs from base 1 to 1644 and encodes 547 amino acids. Gene Ontology annotation, biological process: transmembrane transport. The record is from RefSeq and is a predicted model, not a curated record. Gene Ontology annotation, molecular function: transmembrane transporter activity. Lineage: Eukaryota; Fungi; Ascomycota; Eurotiomycetes; Eurotiales; Aspergillaceae.